AUGGGCAGCGGCGCUUCGAAAUAUGCGGUGGAGGUCGACAAGGUCUGCGCCAUCACUGCCCGAGCUGAGGAACGGCGCGUUCGCAAUCUCAUUGCUCGUGGCUCCGCAGACGCCGCAGAGACCUACAAGCAGCUGAUCGAAGGUAUGGCAAGGCAUGUAGAUGAUGCCGAGUUUCAGGAUGAAGCUUGCGACCUCCUGAUCUCAUUCAGCGAAGAAACCUCGCAUAUGGAAGCCUUGGUAGAGGCAGGUGUCGUGAAGGCAGUGGCGGCGGCCAUGUACAAUCAUUCCGAGAAGGAGCUCCGACGCAAAUGCAUGAAGUGCUUGCUCAAGAUUUGCCGUGGUCGGAAAGGCAUCUCGGGAUCCGAUGUUCGGCGCAUGCUCGAGGGCAUACUCGAGAAGCUCCCGAGCGACACGAAGAAGGAACUCCUGGACAUGGCCGAGAAGGAGGGGAACGAGGAGGAGGCGGAGGUGGAGCAGGUGGAGCGCACGGACGCCGAGGCGGAAGAGACCGUGCGGUCCGAAGGGCCUUGGGUGCCUCCUUCGGCCGUUAUGGAGAUGGCCUUCCAGAAGGCCUCCGAGGAAGAGAUGGUGGCCGCCACGAAAGCUGCGGUGAGGCACCUCCACAGCGUCACGCAGUUGGCCUUGAACCUCCGAGGCCAGCUGUUGGGAGACAAGGAGUGCCAGCGGCUAGGCAAGGCCUUGCGGACGCCGAAGCUGGAGGAGCUAAGCCUGGACCUGGGUGCUGCGAUCCGCCAGGGUUACAAAAGUUUGGCGGGCGGCCUGAAGCAUCUCAAGGAUCUCCGAAAGCUCACCCUGGGACUGCGGAAUAACCCGAUGUCCGAGCAGGACUGCGAGACGCUGGCUGAAGCCCUGAAGGCCCUUACGGCUCUGAGAUGCUUGGUGCUGCGGCUCCCAGAGCAACAGUCCGGUUCCCACAAGGGCUGGGAGGCCCUGAAAAGGGUGCUUCCAUGCCUCCCAAACCUGAAUGACCUCACCCUGGACCUCCAGCAAUUCUGCAUCAACAGAGCUGCUGAGCUGCACACUGAGCCAGUUCUGUAA
This is a messenger RNA of Symbiodinium natans, 1059 nucleotides long. Lineage: Eukaryota; Dinophyceae; Suessiales; Symbiodiniaceae. The record is from the annotation of a GenBank genome assembly.